ACUCUAAUUCUCAUGAUUUGUUACCAUCGUGUCUUGCAGUCGACAAACAUGAAACACCUUUCUCCAGUUUAAGUUUGAUGUUUGAUGUGUGAAAUUUAGACACAAUGUCUAAUACAGGAGCUGUUAGAAGAAAACAGAAGCUUGAUUCAAAGAUUACUGAGCAGAAGGUUCUUCAAGAUGAGAUGAAGUCAAUCAGGAAAGGAGCACGUGUCUACAGACAGCAGCAGAACAGCAACAUCUUGUUUCUGUCCACAGUCGACAGAGAAAUGGCUCAGUCAAAAAGUAAAGACCAUGGAGGAGUCUGGUGGAAAGAGUACAAGGAGAUUGAGAAACAAAGUGGUGAUGACCAAGUUGGCCAAGUUGGAGGAAGGUGACCAAGUUGGAGGAAGGUGACCAAGUUGCAGGAAGAUGACCAAGUUGCAGGAAGAUGAGCAGGGUGGAGGAAGAUGAGCAGGGUGGAGGAGUGAGUGAAUUAGUUUGGUUUUACGCUGCUUUUGCAAUAUUCCAGCAAUAUGACAGUGAGGGACACCAGAAAUGUGGUGAAUCGAACCUGGGUCUUCAGCGUGACAAGCUAGGCUACCCCACCGGCCCACAAGGUGGAGGAAGAUGACUGUGAUUCACUGGAGUAUGAGAGACUGGAGGAACUGGUGAUGUCUUCAACACUCGUUCUCGGGGCUCACAACUCAAGUACAUCUUCCUCCUGUGAAAGAACUUGCACUGUUUGAAGUGAUGUGUGUUUGAGUCUUUCACAAAAUGAUUCCCAAUCUUCAACAUGUUUAAUGCACUCUUUGCAACAAUAUGAGAUCUGUAUGUAUGUGUUGUAAUGGAUGUACCAGUAUGUGGAAAGAAUGUCAUGUUGCCAUGGUUACAUGUGGUCAGUGCUGCUCAAUCAUUCUUUCUGUAAAACCUCUACAAAUAUCAGAUAUGUGACUGACUGACUGACUGAGUAUGGUUUUACGCCGUUUUUAGCAAUAUUCCAGCAAUAUCACGGCGGGGGACACCAGAUAUGGGCUUAACAAAUUGUACCCAUGUGGGGAUUCGAACCCGGGCCUUUGGCGUGAGGAGCGAACGCUUUAACCACUAGGCUACCCCACCGCCCCUCAGAUAUAUGAAAAGAUAAUAUAUAUGUUGUCAUUGCUGGAAGGAGGGUGGCGUUUAGUAACAAACAUAGAAAAGCCGAUCCUUGAUCUUGUGUCUGUCGUCACAUAAAAGUGUGAGUGAGUGAGUUUUAUGCCACUUUUAGCAAUAUUCCAGCAAUAUCACCGCAGGGAACACCAGAAAUGGCCUUCACACAUUGUACCCAUGUGGGGAAUUGAACCCGGGUCUUCAGCGUGAUGAGCGAACACUUUAACCACUAGGCUAGCCCACCGCCCCAUGACCUGAGAGAAGGAUAAGGGUAGAGAACUGGAUUUUACAUUUGAUAUUAAAAACUUGUUGGCAUAAAAAUGUUUGUCAUAGUUCAACACAACAGCAUGGGUAACUGUGAUGAGAGGAAGUUUGUGCGCCCCACUGGAGACAAACACAUUUAUCAUCCUGCCUUGUGUCAGGUUGAUCUGUUUGAAUUGCAAAAA
This is a messenger RNA of Haliotis rubra (blacklip abalone), 1571 nucleotides long. Its product is annotated as ASNSD1 upstream open reading frame protein-like. NCBI's taxonomy places the organism in Eukaryota, Metazoa, Mollusca, Gastropoda, Lepetellida, Haliotidae. The transcript is spliced from 4 exons. The record is from RefSeq and is a predicted model, not a curated record. Bases 105 to 374 code for a protein of 89 amino acids.